UUCUCCUUCUUUGUGUCUUUUCCCAGGGAAAGGGAAGCUGGCCUUGCAAGCUUGUUGCCAGGAGCAGCAGCUGCUUGUGGGGGCUGCCUGCCUGCCUGCCUUGCUCCAUGUGGCUGCUGCUGCUGCUGCUGCCACCAUGCACUCGCUCUCCCAGGAGAUCCGCGCCUUCUCCAAGGCCAACCUGAGGAAGCAAUGCACCCGGGUCACCACCUUGUCCGGGAAGAGGCUGAUCGAGACCUGGAAGGACGCCCGGAUGCAGGUGGUCGACUGCCCCGAGGAACUGGGACACGCCUGCGGCUACGUCCAGGACCUCAGCCUCGACCUCCAAGUGGGGCUCCUCCGGCCCUGGCUCCUCCUAGGAUCACAGGAUGCUGCUCAUGAUCUGGAUACAAUGAAAAAAUACAGGGUCACCCACGUUCUAAAUGUAGCCUACGGAGUUGAAAAUGCCUUCCCUCAUGACUUUACAUACAAGACAAUCCCUAUCCUAGACCUUCCUGAGACUGACAUUAUCUCCUACUUCCCUGAAUGUUUUGAAUUUAUUGAGGAGGUCAAGUUAAAGGAUGGUGUGGUGCUUGUUCACUGCAAUGCUGGAGUGUCUCGUGCAGCAGCCAUCAUAAUAGGCUUCCUCAUGCACUCAGAAGGACUCAAUUUUGCCAAGGCUUUUUCCUUGGUGAAAAAUGCAAGGCCUGCUAUUUGUCCAAAUCCCGGUUUCAUGGAGCAGCUCCACAAAUAUCACCAGCUGAAUAACAACAAAAAUGGGAACCUAAACGAUUCGGAAUGAUGAGAGAUGAAUUAACUUUUUUGGCUGCACUGCAAUGAGAAAAAGUGAACUUGACUACAAUGUAAUGGAAGAUGUCCAGAAUUACUAAAUUUGGCUUCACUUUUCAGUGUAUAUGUUUAUAUCCAUUUCAUCAGAUUAAAUCUUUUGUGUGUUUUCCCCAAGUUUUCACAAUAAUGGACAUAAUUAUAUAAUGAAUUAACCUGGAUUGACUGUGCCUCAUUGCUCUACCUGUGGGUCCAUUGCUAUGUUCUAAAAAACUUUAAGCUCACAAUAGCGUUCUACUUAUUUAUUGUAUUAUCUCUUUAUAAAAGAAUUUAACCUUCAAA
Messenger RNA from Sceloporus undulatus (fence lizard), 1107 nucleotides. It is a transcript of the gene DUSP19, whose product is annotated as dual specificity phosphatase 19. Gene Ontology annotation, molecular function: JUN kinase phosphatase activity. The transcript is spliced from 4 exons. Gene Ontology annotation, biological process: protein dephosphorylation; regulation of MAP kinase activity. Bases 137 to 781 code for a protein of 214 amino acids. The record is from RefSeq and is a predicted model, not a curated record. Gene Ontology annotation, cellular component: cytoplasm. NCBI's taxonomy places the organism in Eukaryota, Metazoa, Chordata, Lepidosauria, Squamata, Phrynosomatidae.